This is a messenger RNA of Acromyrmex echinatior (Panamanian leafcutter ant), 799 nucleotides long. RefSeq lists its product as uncharacterized. The record is from RefSeq and is a predicted model, not a curated record. NCBI's taxonomy places the organism in Eukaryota, Metazoa, Arthropoda, Insecta, Hymenoptera, Formicidae.
AUUAUAUAAGAUUUCUAUCAGAUUUCUAUAAAUUUUUAUCAUUUUUUAUCGAAUUUUUUAACCAAGGGGCAGCGUAUAAUAGUGCAGCAGUCAAACAUGGUGAAUCCAGCAAAGUACAUUUCUUCAAAUGAGAUGCAAAAACGCGCCGUAUUGACAGUAAUAAAAGAGUUUACCAAACAUUUAAAAAGUAUAUCUGGGAUAUGUAUGGAUGUUGGUUGUGGUCCCGGAGACAUAACAAAUAAUAUCCUUCUACCAUCUCUUGAUUCAAAUUCUGUAAUAAUAGGUACUGAUAUUCGUGACCAUGAUUGAAUAUGCGAAAAAAAUGUACAAUCACAAUACACGUCUCAAAUUCGAAAUGUUGGACAUUCAAACAAAAAACUUACCUGAAAAAUAUAUUUCUAAGUUUAAUCAUAUAUUUUCAUUUUAUACUUUGCACUGGUGCUAUGAAAUCAGGAAAGUAUUUGAGAAUAUAUACUGCAUGCUUCAAUCUGGUGGAAGUAUGCUUGUACUGGUUCCAGCAUCUCAUCAUAUAAUAUUUGAAGUGCUUAAGAAUAUUGCGCAUAAUUCCCGUUUUGCGCCUUACUUACAACUUCAUGUAUGUCCGUUUGUACUUUUUUGGAUGUAAUACCGCUUGAACUACAGGAAGAAUUCGAAGUUAAAUUUCGACGUGAAUAUAAAAAUUACAAAAUUAAAUUGUACGGUAAUAAAAAUUGUAAUAUGAAAGAUCCAAUGUUAGAUGUGCACAAAUUAUUAAUAGCUUACGCACAAAAACAAUAAUUAUUAAACAAUAAUUAUAUAA